AGUACUAUUAGCUUGCUUCGCACCGUUCACUACAGUAAGGAACGCGCUGAUUCUCAUGAUAUGGAUGGUCAGCACCUGGACGGCCAACAUCACUCGUCUUUAAGUCAUUCAACUCAAAGCUCUUCUUCUUCUGCUAUCGACUUAACCGUCACUAUCACUGGUCUUGCCACUUCAGCUCCUCCGUCUCCGACACUUCAUCCUUCGGAUGGUGGUCGUUCUGUCGCUCGCAGACGAACAAGCUGGGCCAAGUUAGACGUAGGGCAGGAUCCCUUGCGUCUCAAUCUUUCAAAUAUUACUAUGGAGGCAGGUCCCUCAAACUUCAGAAGAAAUUCGCCUCGGUCAUUUGCUCCGGAUGAGAACCCGUUUUAUUCUCCUGACAACCCAUUCUUUGCAAAUACGGCAUACAAUGGGGACUCGAUUUACGAUGAGUUAAACUACACCUCUGCACAAGCUGGUCCAUCUUCCUCCUCGUUAAUAUCGAAUCCAGACUCCGACCUUGACUCAUCCAAGGACGGAGACGAGGUUCAUCUCACUGGCACCAACUCUCGAUGGAAAUCAAGUGCAAAUGGGAGUUGGACUAAUAACAAUGAUUUGUCCCUCGACUCCGAGCGCACGGGAGGUGCUACAGCCCCCACUAGGCGGAGGACGCUGCGUUACAGUUCAUCACCUUCCCCUCUUAAGCGAACCGGCUCGGCGUUCAAGGUAAUGUCAAAGCACCUUCGACGCGCGUCUCUCCGCGUCGUCAAUCUUGCAGGCCAUGGCUUGGACACCUCCAUUCGCAUACCGGAUGAGGACUUCGACGAAGGCGAAUACUCCCCCGCACAAGAGGCCAAGGAACCCUUCGAAGAACAAUGCAACGAAGAACAAGUCUUUCUUACCAGAAAGCUGACUCCCUUACGAGGGCGUACUCUCGGUUUCUUGGAGUCGUCAAGCACAUUUCGCCUUCGCCUUUAUCACUUCCUUUCUCACCCAUGGACUGAACCUCUAAUACUUUGUUUAAUAAUCCUUAAUGCCUGUGUAUUGAUAUCUCAAGCAUCUCGCACGGUCCUUCUUCCGUCGGACCAGUCCAUACCAACCCCACAAAAGGGCUUCUUUUUCAUUUGGGAGGACUACGUUUUAUUUGGAUUGUUUAUCAUAUUCACGUUCGAAGCAGUGGCACGAAUAUGCGUUUCUGGAUUUCUACUAGAUCCUGAAGUUCCGACAUCAGCUUUCUUUGUAUCUUCAACAUCAUCGGCGACCUCCACGUCGACUUCAAGGAUAGGUUCUUCCGCGUCCGGUUCUUUGUGGCCCUUUUAUGAUCGUCUAUCACGGCCUUUCAAACUCUCCGCGGCUACCUCUUCACGUUCGAUGCCUAACAUGGUACCUGGUCCAAGCAAUUUGCCUCGCGAUGCUUCACGCAAAGAAAAACCGGCCAUUGUAGAUGAGCCUUCUUCACGGACCCACCUCCGAAGUGCUUCGCAGCCAACAUUCUUCUCCCGUGCCCUUCGGUCAGACCAAACGCCUCCGGACGUGAUCUCGCUGCCAUUCCGACUAAAUAUCGAUAACGCACGCGACAAGGUGUAUCGCAAUAUGCCAUACUUGCGGCAAAGCUGGGGGAGAAUUGACUUCAUUGCUAUACUCAGCUUCUGGUUGAGCUUUGCACUCGCAAUGGCAGGCGUGGAGCGCGGGUCUCAUCAUGUCGCCGCAUUCAGAGCGAUGAGUGUGCUGCGGAUCUCCAGACUUCUGGCUAUCACGUCUGGAACCACUACAAUCAUGCAAUCUCUGAAAAUCGCUCGGCCGCUGCUUACUAACGUGGCAUACUUUGUUGUCUUUGCUGCGGUGUUAUUUUCGAUCAUUGGAGUCCAAUCUUUCAAAGGUUCUUUUCGACGAAACUGCUACCUUCAGCCUACACUAGGUGAAAGCCAAACGCAAACAUCCCAAUCUUGUGGUGGUUACGUCGACGCGGCUACAUUGAACGUCUUUCCUUAUAUACAGUUGGACGGUACGCCAGGUCCCGCAGUCAAGGGUUAUAUCUGCCCUUUGGGGCAGAUUUGUCAGGAGGGAGACAAUCCAUAUAAUGGUAUCCAGAGCUUCGACAAUAUUUAUUACGCCGCACUUCAAGUUGUCGUUGUGACGUCGGCCAAUGGCUGGUCCCCUAUGAUGUACUCGAUCAUCGACGCCGAGUUCUUCGUCUCCUGCUUCUUUUUCAUUAUUUGCAUCCUUGUACUGAACAUCUGGCUUAUAAAUCUAUUUGUCGCUGUGAUCACGAACACAUUCUCUGCCAUACGUGCUGAUACGCGGAAGAGUGCCUUCGGUGCCGCACCACUAGGACCUGUAGUCGAAGAGCGAGAAGAGGGUUGGGUGGACGGCAAACACGUUUCUCAGAACAACUGGCUCAAGGCAUUCUACACCCAUACGCGCUGGUGCUGGGUGUUUCUGGCUCUCGCGUCGCUCGUCGUUCAAGCCACCGCCAGUUCUGACAUGAGCGAUAUGCAUCAACAGAUCCUUGAUAAAUCAGAGCUCGUGCUUACAGUGGCUUUUGACAUCGAGAUCAUCAUGCGCAUCGUAGCAGAGCUCCCAGCGUGGCGAAGGUUUUUCCAGCAUGGGAAUAACUGGUUAGAUCUUGUGUUGGCGGUGGGGUCGAGCGUCAUUCAGAUUCCGGCCAUUCACAACUCGGAGCUGUACCCCUGGUUGACGAUAUUCCAACUCGGGAGGUUCUAUAGAGUGAUUCUAGAGGUCCCGAGAAUGAAGCCGCUCAUGCUCACGGUUUUUGGGAAUCUGUACGGUCUAGCUAACAUGACACUUUUCUUGUUGCUCGUUAACCUCCUUGCCGCGUUGGUCUGCGUCGAGCUCAUCCGCGGUGAUAUGACAAACCAAGCCACGAUCAAUUUUGGACAGUUGUGGAAUUCGUUCCUCGCCGUGUAUCAGAUAUUCUCUUCUGAGAAUUGGACAGACGUCAUGUACGGAGCAACCGAGGCUGAGAUAUCCCUAGGACAGGCGGUGAUCGUAGUUGUGUUCUUAUCCUCGUGGUUUAUAUUCGCAAAUUUCAUCGUGAUGCAGAUGUUCAUCGCUGUCAUAAACGAGAACUUCAGCGUCGCGGAAGAGACCAAGAAGGGUAAACAAGCAUCGGACUACUGGGCUCAACAUCACCCGCAAAAGGUCAUGCACAACAGCUGGGCUCGCAAGCUAAAUCCGUAUCGAUGGGUCAAGGCGGAUCCCGUUCGUGUCAAGGUCGAGAACCUUCCUUCGAAUCUGGUCUUGCCGAUGCAGAAGACGCUUGUCCAAGAUUAUGGGGUUAUUGGGCAGGACAGCCGAAACGGAACUAAACCCACGCCAUUGAAGGGUGCGAGGCAUCUCCCUUCGAAAUCGUUGACAGCGCUUCAACAAUUGUUUUCUGGGACUACGAAUUCGAAUGACGUGCCGUUGGUGGCCCUACGGCAGGGACGGCGUGAGUCAACAGCCGUGCAAGAUGAAGAGACGGAGCGUUAUCUCGAUAUUCUUGCCAAGGCGGCUGGUGGCGCCGACAUGACUGAGGACGACCAUGAUGAGAACUCCGAGCGGAGGGCACAGAAGGCGGACUUCAUCAGAGAUCACCCGACGUAUGACAAGACCUUUUGGCUGUUCUCGCAGAAAGGUCGUCUCCGGAAUAUGUGCCAGCAGAUUGUCAAGCCUGCUGGCGGAGAUCGUUUAUUCGGAGUCCCACCAUCCGACAUCUCCCAUACGCUAUUCCAGCUCCUGAUCUUGUUGACCGUGCUUGGUGGUAUUAUCACGGAGGGCAUAGCUACCCCUUUGUACCGGCGCAAUUACUACAUCGAGCACGGUAUGGUGCGUGAUACUUGGUUCAACAUUGCCGAGGUAGCGUUUGGCCUUCCUUUCCUAGCCGAAUUCAUCAUCAAGAUCAUCGCUGACGGUUUCUUGUUCACUCCAAAUGCCUACGUCAAGAGCAUAUGGAACAUCCUGGACUUCAUCAUACUCGUCGGUUUACUUGUGAACUUGUCGUUCACGCUCAUUUUCGUCAGCGGAUUAACCCGCUCCAUCCACGCACUCAAGGCUCUUCGAGCUCUCCGCCUCGUGACUUUGAUCGACAAGAUGCGAAACACAUUUGAAUCACUCAUUAUUUCCGGGGCGACUCGUAUCUUGGAUGCCGCUGUUUUGGCGAUUCUGUAUUUGAUUCCAUUCAGCGUUUGGGGCGUCAACAUCUUUGCAGGAUUAAUGAACGAAUGCAACGAUAACAGUACUAAUAUCCUAGGCAUCAAUGAUUGUACCAACGAGUAUGUCAACACACAAUACGGCAAUUCUUUCGGAUAUUUGGCCCCUCGUGCCUGGGACAAUCCCUCACCUUCCACGACGUUCUCCUUCGAUAACUUCCGGUCCUCCAUGCUCAUUCUGUUCGAGAUUGUAUCGUUGGAAGGAUGGAUCGAUGUCAUGUCCAUCGCGAUGAGUAUCACUGGGAAGAACCAACAACCGCAGACCAAUGUUUCGCAGAUCAACGCUAUUUUCUUUGUUAUCUACAAUUUGCUUGGAGGCGUCGUGAUUCUGACUCUUUUUGUCAGUAUUAUCAUCGGCAACUUCUCAUCUAAGACUGGCUCUGCAUUCCUGACCGAACCUCAGCGAGAAUGGAUUGACCUGCAAAAACUGAUCAAACGCCAAAAGCCAUCGCAGCGUCCUAAGACUCAGCCUACUCAGUUAUUGCGAAGAUGGUGCUACGACCGCGCGAUUCACAAGCACGGCUGGUGGACGCGAAUGAUGACGUUCUUCUUUGUCGUUCAAAUCAUCGUGCUCAUGACGCAAACAUUCACAGUCCGUGAAGCUGUUGCGAAAUUUCAAGAUGCCUUCUCGCUCAUCGUCACAACGAUGUAUGUGGUUGAUAUCACUGUCAGGUUCUACGGUCUUGGGUGGAGGAGUUUCCGAGCCAACGGGUGGAAUUUGUUUGAUGUUGUGGUGGCCGGCGGCAGUUUCAUCACGACUUUGAUCGUUCGGUUUGGGUACAUGGGUUUUGCCGUCGAGCAACUACAGAAGUUGUUCCUCGUAAGCAUCGCGUUCAAGCUCGUGCAGAGGACCAACAGCCUCAAUCAGCUCUUCAAGACUGUGAUGGCGAGCUUGCCCGUCAUCCUGAACCUCUUGGGCCUGUGGUUCAUUCUUUUUAUCUUCUUCGCCAUCAUGUACAUGGAGGCCUUCGGCCUGACAAAAUGGUAUUCUGCAGAAACUCACACCCAGAACUACCAAACCAUGGGUUCGGCGCUCGUCAUGCUCGCGUUCAUGAGUACGGGCGAGGGCUGGAACCAAUACAUGCAUGACUUCACUCUGGCAUAUCCGCGGUGCACCAUCAGAUCUGGCAAGCUGGUGGAAUCGGAUUGUGGAAGUACCGCUUGGGCGUUCUCCCUUUUUAUCGCUUGGAACCUCCUGAGCAUGUAUAUCUUCUUGAACAUGUUUACUGGAGUCGUGGUGCAGAAUUUCUCCUACGUUUUCCAGUCCACUGGCGGAGCGAAGGCCAUCACUCGUGAAGAAAUUCGUUCCUUCAAGAAAACGUGGGCGGAGUAUUCCAAUUCAAAGACUGGGCUGCUUGAACAAAGUCGAUUGGUUCCCUUCCUAGGGAAAUUGAAUGGGAUUUUCGAGGUUCGCAUAUACCCGGUUGAAUACUCCAUUCCAUCCAUUAUCUCGGCGUGCGAAGAUGACGACAUCCAGAAGUUUGGGACGCAAAAGUUGAAUCCACGGAAAGUGAACAAGUUGCUGAGGAAGAUCGACUUCAACGUUAUAAGACAGCGAAGAGCAAUAUAUUGCCGGCUGCUUCACGAAGCCAGCAUUAUUGACCGCCAUCGCAAAGGCAUCUCGUUCACUGACAUGCUUUUCCUUCUGGCUCACCAUAAGCUGAUUGUGGACUGCGACGCACUAGAGCUGAAGGAUCUUAUCGUAAGGCAAGGCACGAACAAACUUGUCUCAGAUCUGGUGAACCUCGACCGUGUUCGUUCUUUGCUGAAAAUGAUAUCACUGCGACGAAGAUUUUUGGCCGAGCGAGAAAGGAGCACGCAGAGAGAUAUCCCUGCUAUUCACGUGGACUCUGCACCAUCCACUCCACCCCCAUUAACUCGGGAUAUCACUUCUCCUCGUAGUAACCACGACCGUUCAGACAACAGCCCUUCUAGCCCAACACCCUCUCCCCGAACUCUUGGCCCUUCCCCAGAACUUAAUGCCUGGGAUCACUCUUUCCGAAGUAGUCUCCAGCGGUCCCGCAGAAUAAGUGACGUCAGCAUGCUUUCUGCCGAUAUGGGACACGGUUACUGGAGGGAUAGCUCGUUAGACAUCGGUGAUCAAGCAGAUAUUAUGUCAUCCAUGCAGCGUUCUAUAUGGGGUGAGAUCAUGCAGCAAGCUGCGGAAGAGGAGUCAACGGCUUAAUUUGAUCCUAUUAUUUCAACUAAUGAUGGACAUUAUGGGACAUUUUGCGGAUACUAACUACAUGGCAUGUGUACUCCCAACAAUCAACACACUCAU
Messenger RNA from Suillus clintonianus, 6468 nucleotides. Its product is annotated as Ion transport protein-domain-containing protein. The record is from RefSeq and is a predicted model, not a curated record. Gene Ontology annotation, biological process: calcium ion import across plasma membrane. Gene Ontology annotation, cellular component: membrane; voltage-gated calcium channel complex. The transcript is spliced from 24 exons. The coding region runs from base 61 to 6372 and encodes 2103 amino acids. Gene Ontology annotation, molecular function: high voltage-gated calcium channel activity. Lineage: Eukaryota; Fungi; Basidiomycota; Agaricomycetes; Boletales; Suillaceae.